Molecule: messenger RNA, 3279 nt
Organism: Zingiber officinale
Lineage: Eukaryota; Viridiplantae; Streptophyta; Magnoliopsida; Zingiberales; Zingiberaceae
Product: serine/threonine-protein kinase-like protein CCR4
Exons: 2
Coding region: 264-2804 (846 amino acids)
Biological process (GO): protein phosphorylation
Molecular function (GO): protein serine/threonine kinase activity; ATP binding
Source: RefSeq, a predicted model, not a curated record
UCGAUGAAAAUGGAAAGUUAAUUUGGUGAAGUCCCGACUCGGCUCCAUCCAUCCGCACCAACCGAAUAAACCAGAAAAGUUAUCCGGUUCAUGUGUUCGAGCCGCAAUCAUGGACGGGUUGAACCGGACAUGGUCCAAAAUAAUAAAAUCCGCCGUCGUUCGCCCAGUUCCUCCCUAAUUCCAACUACCCUCUCCCCCCUCGCUGUCCAAGUUACGAUGAGCUUCUCCGCCGCAACCCAAACCACCGACUCGCCGCCGAUGCCAUGCUGCCGACUCCGAACCGGACCUGCCUCUUCCUUCUAACCUUCCUCCUCCUCUGCUCCUCCUCCAUCCUCGCCUCUCCCUUCUCCACUUUCGCCGUCUCCCAACGGGGCCCUAAUUAUACGCUCGUCUGCGCCCUCGUCCCCUCCGCCCUACCCCACCGCUACGAUCUCAACUGCAACAGCGCUUCCACGCGUGACGUGCUCUGCUACCCCGCCGGCGAGAUCCCUUAUGCGGCUGUCGCCGCUGGCAAUGACUUUCUCUGCGGCCUCACCAUCCCGUCCGACAACUCCAACGCCACCAUGCGCUGGUGGACCUUUCCCGAGCAUGGCUACGAGACCUACGAGAAGCGGAUCUACUGGGGUCCGCCCCUCGCGGCCCUCGCAUCCGGCGAUACCCACGUCUGUGGCCUGACGGACGGAGGGCCGGAAUGCUGGCGGUGGGAGGAGAUGGUAUUCCCUCGCGGGAUUAACUUCUCUGACAUCGCUGUGGGGCGGAACUUCGUCUGUGGGCGGCUGAGAUCCGGCACCAUCCGGUGCUUCGGGAGCGACCGGGAGGUCGUCGAGAAGACGCCGGUUGGUAACUUCAGUUUGCUUGCUGCCGGGACCCGGCACGCCUGUGCGGAGUCAGUUGCUGGACAGCUGACUUGCUGGGGCGCCGGGGCGCCGGCGGUGGAGCCGGAUCUAUCCGGCAUCGUGUCCAUGGCAUUGGGUGAGAACAAGACCUGCGCGCUGUGUUCCAAUGGAACGGUUCUGUGCUGGGGGGAGGGCUCACGGCCGCCAGAUAGCCUCGCUAGGGAGCGGUUUGUUGGGAUCCAGGCGAGGGGCGACGCCAUCUGCGGCAUUUUGUUGCUCAAUUUCUCCGUGGUUUGUUGGGGGAACGAGCUGUUCCUGCAGAACCACACGAUCUAUACAAGUGUCUUGCCGGGGACGUGUUCUCCGAUCUCGAGCUGCGGCAGCUGCGGGGUGCUGCCAGGCUCCGGUAACAUGUGUUCAUCGGACGAGGGCAUCUGCCAAUCGUGCCGGCUCCAGCUCAGUUCCAAUUCUACGCCGCCAUCUCAGCAAAGCGGUGGUGGUCGCACAAGGAAGACACUUUUUGCGGUUCUUGGAUCCGGAUUCAGUUUGGGAUUGUUAGCCUUGAUGUGCUUUCUGGCCUCUCGUGCUCUCAGGCUGCGGAACAAUGGCGGAGUACUGGGUUCGGUGUGGUUGUACCGGCGGAGCCAGCCAUUGGGGUUGCCGGAUUUGUCUCUUGACGGUCGGCUUGGUGGCGGGACUGUCGAGGAGUUCUCUCUAGAGUUCCUGUUCAUGAUCACUGACAAUUUUUCGGAGACGCACGAGAUCGGCUCUGGAAGCUUCGGCGCGGUCUACCGUGCGACGCUGCCGGACGGACGUGAAGUCGCGAUUAAGCGGGCAGACGUUCCGCCGUCCGCGCCGCCGUCCACAUCCCGACGACACGAGCAACUCCGAAAAUUCGACCGGGAGCAACGGGAGCAAGCAUUCUGCUCUGAGCUGGCUGUGCUCUCGCGCAUCAACCACAAGAAUCUGGUCCGCCUUCUGGGCUUCUGCCGGGAGCGCGGUGAGCGUGUGCUAGUGUACGAGUACAUGACCCACGGCACCCUGCACGACAACCUUCACAGGUGUCCCAUGGUCCCGUCGUCGCCGCUGAGUUCGUGGACUACGCGGCUUCGCCUGGCGCUCGACGCGGCCCGAGGAAUCGAAUAUCUGCAUGCCUACGCGGUGCCGCCCAUCAUCCACCGGGACAUCAAGUCCUCCAACAUUCUGCUCGACGAGGAGUGGACGGCCAAGGUCGCGGACUUCGGGUUGUCUCUGACAAGCCCCGAGGACGAAGGAAGCAUCGCCGCCGGCACGGUUGGUUACAUGGAUCCCGAAUAUUAUCGUCUGCGGCGACUGACGGAAAAAAGCGACAUUUACAGCUUCGGGGUGGUGCUACUUGAACUGGUCACAGGGUGCAAGGCCAUCCACCGGAGCAUGGAGGUGGAGGGGGAGGACCAGGAGACGGAGGGCAGCUCCACUCCGCGGAACGUGGUAGAGAUGGCCGUGCCGUACAUUGAGGCAGACGAAGUGGCGCGAGUUAUGGAUCGCAGGGUCGCGCCGGCAUCACCGGAGGAAGUAGAGGCGGUGGCGUACGUGGGGUACGUGGCAUCGGAGUGCGUGCGGCCAGAGGGGCAGGACCGGCCAACCAUGGGGGAGGUGGUCGGGGCGCUGGAGAGAGCCUAUGCGGCCUGCGCAGGCGCCGCCGCCGCUCGUACGGAAACCACCGCCGGACGCAGGGUCUUGUCGCGCGCGCCAAGUUUCAUGCCGUCCACUGUCAUCGGAAGAAAGCUACGUUGGAGAAAUUCUUGGCUGAGUAUUGAUCCCGAGGAUUACAAUCUUAUCUCAUCCCGAGGGCAACUUAAAACAAAAAAACAACGAACGAGGAAAGGAGUUGAGAUCCUCACAAACCUUUGUCCUUAUGUUCUUCCGUGGAUUAGACAAGUUAAAUUAUAUUUCAAGAAUAUAGUGUAUAUCAUGAAGAUGUCAUAACCGACGAGGAAUUAUAGGAACACGUUAUUUUUAGGACAAAGGAUCUCUAUUACGAGGAAAGGGGAUUAGAAAGAAAAUUAUCGGGCAUAGGUUGAUGGAAUGAAAGGGAUAAUACUAUAGUAAUUAUAGUUAUUGGUAGGGAACAUAAUAAAUGGAGAUUCGAUCUCUUGAUCCAUAAAUCAAAAAAUAAAUUAUUUAUAAUUAUGGUUGGAUUGUGGUCGUAAUUUGAUCAUAAUUAGUUGUGAUCUCUUUUUGUAUUCAUCGUCCCCUAAGUUAUAGUUUGGAUCUGAAUGGGUAGCUGGAGGUCGUCGACAGUGGAUAAGUGAUUAGGUUGUCAAGUGUCGGUCACAUGUUCCGAUCCAAAUUAUAAUUUGAGAGGAUGAUUAAUCUAAAGAGAAUCAUAAUUAAUUACGAUUAAAUUAUAAUUACGAUCGUAAUUAUAAAUAAUUUAUCCAUCCGUUUAUUUUUUUUUACU